Molecule: messenger RNA, 1215 nt
Organism: Acanthamoeba castellanii str. Neff
Lineage: Eukaryota; Discosea; Longamoebia; Acanthamoebidae
Product: pyridoxamine 5'phosphate oxidase family superfamily protein
Exons: 12
Coding region: 1-1215 (404 amino acids)
Biological process (GO): pyridoxine biosynthetic process
Molecular function (GO): pyridoxamine phosphate oxidase activity; FMN binding
Source: RefSeq, a predicted model, not a curated record
AUGAUCCUCAGCACGAACGUGACGUGCCACAUGUGGGACGAGCAAGGGUUCGUGUUCUGCUCCAACUACGACGGACCCAAGGCGCGGCAGCUCGAGGAGAACCCCAAGGCCGCCGUCCUCUUCCGCUGGCCCGAGACCUUGCGCCAAGUCCGUAUCACCGGCGUCGUGCACAAGGUGACGAAACGCGAGACGGAAAUGCUCUUUAGGCUCUGCUCGCGAGUGGAGCAGAUCUGUUUCUACGCCCUGAGCCAGGGCCAGGACCACCCCUUCAAUCAAAGCAACGACGAGCCCUCCCACCAGGAGCGAGCAGAGUACCUGCAGGGAAUGAUGGACCGCUACAUGCUCUCGCCGCGGGAUGUGCCGCUGCCUGCCGCGUGGGGCGGGUUUCGACUGGUGCCGGACACGAUCGAGUUCCUGGACACCCGGGCCGGCUGGACGCAGCGCACGCUGUACCACCGCACGCUCGGCGUAGCGACCACGCCCAGCGGUGGCGACCAGGGCGCCGCCGCCACCGACGUACCGGUGGGCGAGUGGCAACGAAAGUACCUGCUACUUGAGGAAGGCCUUGUGGAGGUCGUGGUGCUGGAGAUGUUUGAGGCGGCGAAGAGGUGGCUCGAAGAGAAGCACAAUUUCACUGUCGUUGUCGGCUGGAUCUCGCCCUCGCACGACCACUACGUCACCGGCAAGAUGGUGAACGUGCGGUCGUACCCGAUCAGCGGACACCACCGGGUGGAGAUGUGCCGCGUCAUGGCCGACAAGUCGGACUGGAUCGAAGUCUCAUCCUACGAAGCCCGGGCCAUGGGCUUCAUCAAUUUCCCCUCUGUGGCGCGAUACCACGCCGAGUAUGUGGCGGAGCACGUGCAGGAGAAGGUGAGGGUCAUGUACCUGGGCGGGGCAGACCUGAUUGAGAAGUGCGGCCUCCUCUUUGGCAUCUCUGCGGGGAGCAAGACGAUACCAGUGGUGGCGGUGGGUCGGCCGGGCUACACGACGCCGCUGAAGGAGAUGGUGGCGGCUUCGGUGCGACGGCGCGCCAAGCAGGGCAUGACCCAGGACAUCUCGCACCUGCUCUACAUCGUGCUCACCGAGACGCUCAACUUCUCUUCGACCAAGGUGCGGGAGCUGCUGGAGCGCGGCGAGUCGGUGGCGGAGCUGUGCGGCGAGGAGGUCGAGGCCUACCUCCAGCACCACGACCUCCACAAGGCCUUCCUCAAGUGA